Seriola aureovittata is the source of this 6552-nucleotide messenger RNA. RefSeq names its product FYVE, RhoGEF and PH domain-containing protein 5-like. Gene Ontology annotation, molecular function: metal ion binding; guanyl-nucleotide exchange factor activity. The transcript is spliced from 21 exons. The coding region runs from base 823 to 5418 and encodes 1531 amino acids. Gene Ontology annotation, cellular component: cytoplasm. NCBI's taxonomy places the organism in Eukaryota, Metazoa, Chordata, Actinopteri, Carangiformes, Carangidae. The record is from RefSeq and is a predicted model, not a curated record.
AGGGCUUAUAGGCUGUACCUAAUGGCUUCAUUAGUGGUCAAAAAUCAUUUACUAAUACUUUAUAGAGUGGAUGUCAACCAUUAAUAAGAACUUUUGGGUUGCCAGGUUGUGAAGACCCAUUUGUCUGGUGUUAAUUCUGUCUUUUUGCUAGAAAUGUAUUAAUAACUGUUUGAUCAUCCAUGUGGAUUUUUAAUACAUCUAAGUGCACCUAUAAAUGUUGGUAGCCAAACUCUCUUCAAAACACUUCACAACCUGGCAACCAAAAAAGUCAUCUAUUGGCUCAUCUAUAAAGAAUUAGGUAAUUGCUGGUGAUCAAUUAAGACAUUUGGCUGGAACCUACAGAACCUUUUAUAAAGAGUGCCAUUUUAUAAAGUGGUACUUAUUUCUAUUAUUUUCUAUUUCCAAAAGUUGUUUUAAUGUGUAGUGAGCAAGAAAAGGUUUUAUUUAGAUGUCUGCGGUUGUGUUAGUAAUAUGUAAAUCUACAUGACAGAGCCUUAACUCACUUCACCAUAUGACACCCUUUGCAGCUUUAGCAUUCACCUUGUUGCUGCAAAGUAUAUUCAAUUCACUUGCACAGGUUUAUGUUAACAUCUCCAACACUGGGCUGGAACUGCUGCUGCUGCAGCUGCUGCUGUCACAGGGAUCCUGUGGUGUUGCUGUAAUGUGUAAUGUGUGUAACGGGGAGCGGGUCGAGCUUCUUUCCAUUUGGUUUCCAGUCGCGUCCUGCCCGCUGUUGGACGCACAAACGAUCAGCUGAGCAGCGUCUCGCUCUCAGAGGAAGAUAGACCGAGCUGUGUUCAGUCAGUCUCUCUCAGUGUGUGUAUGUGUGCGCGCGCGCGCGCGUGUGUGUGUGUAUGUGUGUGUUUGGACAGUUCAACAGAGUUUGGUGCGGGCUCCGUUUUUAAAUUGAAAAGAAAAAAAAAAAAAGAUCCUGUGUAUCGCAACUGCUUUUGUGAACGAGAUGCUGGAGAUGGUCGCUUCGCCAAAAUGAACAUAGACAGCACCAAGCCUUCUGUUGCUCCAAAGCCAAGGUUUGUUUGUCACGGCAGCCUGAAGCUGCCCUCCCCUCUCAUGUCUGCAGCCAGGGGUCCCAAACCUUCUAUUGCCCCGAAACCUAAAGUCGCACCGGAGCUAAAUGGCAACCAGGGAGGAUGCGGUAAUGGUGGCUUACUAAUUUCAGACGGCGAGGUUGAUGAUGAGCACGAGACUAAGAAUGGUCCUAACAAUGUGAUUAAGGGAGAGGAACAAUUUACCGCACACGUCGUAAAAUCACCACGAAAAGAUCUACAGAAUGUGUCACAGGGGCCGGAGGACGGUGAGGUGACCGAAGAGGAAAAGGAAGAGGAAGAAGACAUGAUUCAGAAGAUGGAUGAGGACUGGAGAUUAACUGACAGUGCUCUAACAGAGGAGGUGGACUCCCUGGAGACACUGUGGGUCAGUGAUGCUGGACUCACAGCUGACUCCGAGGAGGUGGUGGAGAUGAUUGACACAGACAUGACAGAAGACAUGGACGCUGACGGGUGUGACGCAGGCGAGGCGCUGGCUGACACAGAUGGCCUCUCAGUGGGAGACAUUUUUGUUAAUAGCAUCGAUGAGGAGGCAGGCUGCUCCUCUGCUGAAAAUCGAGACAUGAAGAAGAGGCAGGAAAAGCUCAGCAUCAAGGAGGACGAAACAGGCGACUGUACAGCAGAUGAUUUAACUGAGUCUUUCACAGAUGAACCUGGUAUUCCCAUCAGUGAAAACACCAAGGACACCGAUACACAACAAGUUUUUCUAUCGGAUGGAGAGGAGAAAGAGGAGGAGUCUGUUUCUGAUUGUGGCAUCACUUGCAGUAUCCUGAAGUUGAGGUGUGGCCAUAAAAUGAAGGAAAAGGGCGAAAACAUACAGAACAUUAGUUUUUAUGACUUUAUCCCUGAAGAGCAGAAACAGCGGCAUGUCGCCUUAGAGGACGAUCCAAUCCACGAGCCUUAUUAUGUCUCUUCAGAGGACAUUAUUAACAGAGAGAUGAUGCCAAGGAAUAACAAAGCUCAGGGACUUCCAAAUAGUCCACGAACACCACAGAAGCUUUUUUCUCUAAACAGCAGUGGAGUAUCAGCUGGGAACUAUGAGGAAACAGGAAAAAAUGGACAAAUAGUGUGUGUGUCCUCUGAGGAUUACGUGGAGAUUGGUCACAACAAUGAAUACAGCUGCAACAGUGGUGAUGAGAAGAAGGUAGGAAGGUGUCAGAAAAGGACUUCUUUCAGAACGGAAGAGCACAAAGCUCGUACAGCAGAGGCCUUGUUGAAUCAUUUUGACUACCAGCCGAGGUUCAGGCUGGUAUCAAUCUCGGUGCCAACGGACACUGACACCUCGCUGACCUCUUCUCUCUCAGAAAGCCAGCUGCUUUCCCCAAACGACUCAGACGUGUUUAGAGACGAGGAUGACCUGGAGGGUCACAUCGUGCCAUUUCUGGACGACACCACUGAUACGGAGCAGGACAUCAGUGAUGAGCAUGUUUAUGAGGAGCCGGGGCACAGUUCGGAGGGUGAAAAUGUUUUUCCAUUUGACAGGAAGGCCACGGGGAUGCAAUCCCGGUCACUGUCACACCGCAUUAAUAACAAUGUGGCUGAGAUGGGAGUGCAGUUUGUUCAGAGGCCCUACAUGAGUGGAUUUGGACAACCUGCACUGAGCAGCAGCCCCAUGUUAAACUCAGUGCGGCACAAGAGCUACUCCAAACCCCACUAUUUGUCCUUGUACCCCCGCUCCCUCUCCAUGGAGGGACAGGACAUGCCUCAGAGACAGAGAGAAGCCAUUUGUUCAUCUGGAAGCUUCUCCAGGUGCUCACCUUUGCCAUCCAGCGGCCUGUCCACUCCAACAUCUGUGGUGGAUAUCCCUCCUCCAUUUGAGCUGGCCUACAUCACCAAGAGGCCCAUCACAAAGAGUUCCCCCUCACUUCUCAUCGAGGGGGACUCAUCGGAGAAAAACAGGAAAAAGAAAUCCUCCCUUAAGCGCUUCCUGAUGCUUAAGUUUAGGCGGAAAACAGAGAGCAAGUCUGUGGUGGAUGUCAACCCGUCCUCCUUUAAGUCCUCAGCAGACUCCAGCCAUCACACACCCAGCAGACUGCUGGAUUUAGAUACACACAGUUUAAAUAACUCUCCACAGCUCAACUCACGCUCUGCUGGUAAACCUCAAGUUUCAUCUGAGCCAGCCUCAGCCUUGCUCUUCUACAAUGAAAGCAACAGAAAAGGGAACUCUGUAGCCUUCCUCAAUCGCAGCGUCGUCCGAGUGGAGUCAUUUGAGGACCGCUCUCGUGUGCCUUUCAUACCUCUUCCCCUGACCAAGCCUCGCUCCAUCUCCUUCCCCAACACAGAUACCUCCGACUAUGAGAAUGUUCCUCCCAUCAGCUCGGACUACGAGAACCUUCAGGUCCCACAGCGGAGGCCUGUUCGCCAGGGACCCUUCGCGGACUUCUUUGACCGUCCCAGCCGAAUGCUGUCGUCUGCCAAUGACACGGACGGUUAUGUGGACAUGAGCAGCCUGCCUGGGUUCAGGAGUAAAGCUCAGUCACCUGAAGAGGAAACAGAAAGUGCCUACACAGAAGCCUACAACGUGUGCUCGCUGGCUGUCGGUCCACAGACUGGUUCAGUGGGUGAUGUCAGGGGACAAACAGCGAGUGAGGAAGACCAGGGGCGCACGUCUGAAGAGGAAGACGGCGGUGCGGACAGCAAUUAUGACAGACAGCCUGACGGCCGAUCCAGAGCCUUUUACAUCGCAAAAGAACUGGUGGAUACAGAGAGAUUGCAUGUGAAAGCUCUCAAGCUUCUUCAGGAAGACUUUCGGGAAGCGGUGGGGGCAGCCGUCGGAGACGAGGGGGAACCUGUGUUGGAAGAAGAGAGGCUUCGAGAGAUUCUCAAUGAGCUGCCUGACGUUUACACUCUGCACCGCAGAGUCCUCACCGAGCUGGAGAAUCGAAUCCGCCAUUGGGAGGAGAGCCAGAGGAUCGCAGACAUCUUCCUGUCCAGAAAAGCAGAGUUCUUGGUUUUUACCACGUACAUUGGCCACUAUGACCGAAGUAUGAGCCUGCUGGAGGACAGCUGCCGGACCUCACCUGCCUUUGCAGCAAUUGUUCACCAGUUUGAGCAGCAGAGUCCAGCUGGGGAGAAGGUUUCUCUGAAGCAUCAGCUCCUGCAGGUCAUUGUGCGUGUUGCUCAGUACCGCAUGCUCCUCACUGAUUACCUGAACAACCUCUCCCCCGAUUCCAAGGAAUAUGAAGACACCCAAGCUGCUGUGGCCAUAGUGUCUGACAUUGCAGACCAAGUAAAUGACAGUUUAAAACAUGGGGAGAACUUGUUGCGUCUGGUCAACAUAGAGUACAGUGUUCACGGCCAGCGAGACCUGCUGCAGCCUGGCAGGGUUUUUGUUAAGGAGGGCACCUUGAUGAAGGUCAGCAGGAAGAGUCGACAGCCCAGGCAUCUUUUUUUGAUGAACGAUGUGUUGCUCUACACCUACCCUCAGCAGGACGGGAAAUACAGACUGAAGAACACUCUGCCACUCACUGGAUUGAAGGUCAGUAAACCCAUCACAGAAAAUGUCCAGAAUGCGCUGAAGAUCGAAGGAACAGACAUCUCCAUCACUUUGUCUGCGAGUUCCUUCAUUGAAAGAGAGGACUGGUUUUACACUCUAAGCCGCACUGUAACUGAACACACCAGAGGAUCUGUAGUAUUCAACAGCUGCUCAGGAGAAGCUAGAGAUCGUCUGCAUCUGUCUCUCGGGGAGAAAGCUCCCACACUUGUUCCAGUCUCACAAGUGAUGAUGUGUAUGAACUGCACCUCAGAUUUCAGCCUCACUCUUCGUAGACACCACUGCCAUGGCUGCGGGAGAAUUGUUUGUCGGAGCUGCUCCAGGAACAGAUAUCCACUGAAAUACAUGAAAGACCGCAUGGCCAAAGUGUGUGAUCACUGUUACAACGAGCUGAAGAAGAGAGGGGGAGAUGUGUCUGCACUUACAGCUAAAAGUAGCCCUCGUCCAAACCGCUCCAGUCGUCCGCUCUCUGCUGUGUUUCAAAACAUUCAUCCUCCCAACAUUUGGAGACAUCGCAAAGGCACCAUGUCCUUCAAUCAGGUGACGGAGACAGAGGAAGGCUCCAUUAGUGGCAGUCUACAGCGUACCAAGAAGAGCAAGAGGAACUGGAAGAGACUGUGGUUCCUCCUAAAAGACAAGGUGCUUUACACCUACCGAGCUCAAGAGGAGAAAGUGGCGUCAGAGAGUUUGCCUCUGUUGGGUUUCACAGUGAAGCUGCCGGACAAGCAGGAGGGAGAGGACGAGGCCAGCGUCUUCCAGCUUUACCACAAAAACACUUUGUAUUACACCUUUAAAGCUGAGGACAACUACACAGCCCAGAGGUGGGCAAAUGCCAUGGAGGAAGCCACAGUUUUAUAGGAUAAGCCUCAGUGGCAGGCUGCUGAAAAUAGAAGUCUGCUGCCUUUCUUCUGCUACAAACCCGUGUCCCUAAAAAACUGACCAACUGUGAAACCAAAAAGGGAAGAUAGGGAAUAAAAAAGAAUAUAUGAUUAUGUCUACAAGCUGUAACCUCCCUGGCUGGACUGAAGAAAAGGAGACAUUUUGUUCUUUGAGAGGGAACAUGAUCACCUACUUUGUCACCCUGCCCGCUGUUACAGCAGGUGUGAUGCUGAGAGCCACGAGAGGCCGUGGCCCAGAUACCUGCCAGUGUGGAACAUCACAUUGAUGUGACCUGUAUUUCUUCUAGCAGCUGAGCAGCGUCUUUCCUCCAGAUCAAAGGGAAGAUUCUGGAUUUUUUUGGAAAAGAAAUGUAUAUUCUAUGACUUCAACUGUUUUUUCAAUAUAUCCAAUAUUUCAGGACAACAUAAACAAAUCAGUUCAAUAACAUACGCAGUCAUUUUACCGUCGUUUUCAGGGAGGCAGAAAAUAUAACAGACAAAUUCAACCUCACUCAGAAAUGCCCACAUCAGGAAUGGCUUGAUUUUCAGUUUUUAGCUACGUUAUUAGUUACACCUUUGUCUCAACAUGUGUUCUUCCACUGGAUUAAAUCUCUAUGACUAAUACUUUGAAGCACAGGCUGAAUCAAAGAAUGAGUAAUUUUAUAUAUGUAAAGAAGUGUCUGUAGCUUUGCCAUAUGUACUGUAUUGUUGGAGACAGUCCUGCCAGUGAAUAAAUAGUUUCUAUGAUUUUUUUUUGCACUGAUAUAAAGAGGAAUGAACCUGAAAAGAUAUAUGAGUGUAUCUUCAUCAUAGAGGCCAAAAGCUGCAACCACUCUACUUACUUAAUUUACUUAACAUACUUUUCGAUUGGGAAAAUGUGGACAUGAAUGUCUUUGUUGUUUUAAAUACCCAAAUAUAAUGUAAAUUCAUAUUUGUAUAAAGACUCCAUGUCCAGCUGUGCACAGAUGUGUUGCCCUGGACUGAACUAUGAAUCACUUAUUUCACUGAUCUAACUUAUCAGUGUCCUGGACUUUGUACUGUACUUGAUGAUUUAUUAAGUUUAUUUCUAACACUAUGGUUUUAAAAUCAAGUAAAGGAGGCUGUACUGAUGGAA